Molecule: messenger RNA, 6171 nt
Organism: Acanthamoeba castellanii str. Neff
Lineage: Eukaryota; Discosea; Longamoebia; Acanthamoebidae
Product: myosin head (motor domain) domain containing protein
Exons: 29
Coding region: 1-6171 (2056 amino acids)
Biological process (GO): actin filament organization; vesicle transport along actin filament
Cellular component (GO): vesicle; actin cytoskeleton; cytoplasm
Molecular function (GO): microfilament motor activity; actin filament binding; ATP binding
Source: RefSeq, a predicted model, not a curated record
AUGCAGACCGACCAAAGCCUGCUCACUCCGGGCGUUCAAGUAUGGGUGCCUCACCCGACUGAAGGAUUCCGGGCGGCGGAGGUCGUCGAACCCGUACCCAAGAAGGGAUUCAAAGUUCGCAUUGACGAGGACGAAAAGCCGGUCGAGGAGAUUCAUCCACACACCGACAUAUGGCUGCGCAACCCGGCCAUUCUCGAGGGCGUGGACGACCUCACCAAGCUCAGCUACAUGCACGAGGCCGCCAUCCUCCACAACCUCCACAUGCGUUACAUGACCAUGCAAGUUUACACCUACACUGGCCCCAUUUUGAUUGCUGUGAACCCCUAUCAGCGGCUGCCCAUCUACAGCAAGCAGAUGAUCUCCCAAUACUGCGGCCAGCCUCUCGGCGUGCUGCGCUCUGAGAGCUACGGCAAGCGAUCCCCGCACGUGUACGCGAUUGCCGAGGAUGCCUUCCGUGCGAUGCUCACCGAGCGGCGCGCGCAAUCGAUCCUCGUGUCCGGCGAAUCCGGCGCCGGCAAGACGGAAACGGCCAAGUUCCUGCUGCAGUACUUUGCCGCGAUGGGCGAAGAAAACAAGGGUGAAGGCAACGUCCACAACCAGGUUCUGGAGUCGACGCCGCUGCUGGAGGCGUUCGGUAACGCCAAGACGCUGCGUAACGACAACUCUUCGCGCUUCGGUAAGUUCAUCGAGAUCCAGUUCGAUCGCAGCGGCAACAUCGCCGGCGCCUCCAUCCACACCUACCUGUUGGAGAAGUCGCGGAUCGUGCGGCAGAUGAACGGAGAGAGGAACUACCACAUCUUCUACCAGCUCAUCGCGGGUGCGACCGACGACGAGAAGGCGAAGUACCACUUGACCUCUGUUGCGGACUACCGCUACGUCAGUCAGAGCGACUGUAUGGAGAUCGAAGGUGUGGCGGACGAGAAGGUGUUCGGGCACACGAAGAAGGCCCUCACCAUCGCCGGCAUCGGAGCCGACCUGCAGUCGGAGAUGUGGAAACUCGUCUCCGCCAUCCUCCACCUCGGCAAUUGGAAGAAGGGAAAUGACGGUCCUCUCCAAACGGCGUGUUCGCUGAUGGAGUGCGACUUCGAGGGCAUAAAGAGCUCGCUCACACAGCGGAAGGUCGUUGCCGUGCGCGAGGUCUACAUUGUCGACCUGGACGACGAACAGUCCGAGGGCGCCAGGGACGCGCUUGCAAUGCUGCUCUACUCGCGCCUCUUUGACUGGCUGGUCGUGGCGCUGAACGACAAUCUGCAGCGGAACAAGAAGCCCGGCUCGUCGGAUGACGUCUUCAUCGGCGUGCUCGACAUCUACGGCUUCGAAUCGUUCGACGUCAACAGCUUCGAGCAAUUCUGCAUCAACUACGCCAACGAAAAGUUGCAGCAGCAGUUCAAUCAGCACAUGUUCAAGGUGGAGCAGCAGGAGUACCUGAAGGAGAAGCUCGACUGGUCCUACAUCAACUUUAACGACAACCAGGAGUGUCUGGACCUCAUCGAGAAGAAGCCGCUCGGCAUUCUGUCGCUGUUGGAUGAGGAGUGCCGCUUCCCCAAGUCCUCACCCAAGAGCUUGGCUCUCAAGCUCAAGCAAAAUCACGUCAAGAGCAAGUACUUCAAGUCGGAUCCGCGCCAGUCCGAGAACUCGUUCGUGAUCCACCACUACGCCGGAAGCGUAGGCUACGAUACCACCUUUUUCCUUGACAAGAACAAGGAUUUCUUGAUCGAGGACCAGGUCAAGGUGCUCCUCGACAGCAAGUCGUCGUUCGUGCGCGGCAUCUUCGCGCCCAAGCCUCAGCCCGCCGCGGCCCCAGCAAAGGGCGGGCGGAGCGAGAGCUCGGCCGUCAAGUUUGUCUCCGUGGCCGCGCAGUUUAGGGAUUCGCUGGCCGAGCUGAUGAGCACCAUCGAAAAGACGUCGCCGCACUACGUGCGCUGCAUCAAACCCAAUCCUCAGAAGAAGCAGGGUAUCUUUGAGAAGCCCAAGGUACUCGAACAGCUGCGAUGCGGCGGUGUGCUCGAAUCGGUGCGAGUGUGUAUGGCGGGGUACCCGGGCAGGCACAGCUACGACCAGUUUUACAAGCGCUACCGCUUGCUCGUGCCCUCGGCUGGCUCCGGCGCCUCCGAUGCGCAGACCGCGACCAAGGAGCUCGUGGCCGCACUCAAGCUCGGCGAAGGCCAGUUUCAGUUCGGUCUCACCAAGCUCUUCCUCAAGGGCGGAGAGAUCGCUAUUCUGGAGAGGAAGAGGGGCGAGAAGCUGAGUGAUGCGGCGGUGAUGAUGCAGAAGACUUGGCGCCGCUUCAAGGCCAAGCAGCACCUGCGCCGCCUCAAGGACAGCCUCAUCCGCAUGCAGUCAUUCGUACGGAUGGUGUUGGCCAAGAAGCUGCUCGUCGUGCUGCGGCGACAGAGGGCGGCCACCAACAUCCAGAAGACUCUGCGGGCGUGGCGCGCCCGCACGCGAUUCGCCAAGCAGAAGAAGGCUCUCAUCUACGUCCAGCGCGUUUUCAAAGCCAAGCGAGAAAAGAGAAUACUGCGUGCGUUGCGGAGGGAGAAGGCGGCCACGGCCAUCCAGGCCGCCAUUCGGGGCAAGCUGCAGAGGAAGCGCUACCAGAAGGCCUACCGUCAGGUCGCCAUCGUUCAGGGCCUCUGGCGGGUGAAGAAGGCCAAGGCCCUGCUGGAGAAGCUCAAGCGGAAGGCCCAGGCGCUGUCCAAGGUCGUCGCAGCCAAGGCCGCGCUCGAGAAGAAAGUCGACGAAAUGGAGCUGCGCUACGCGGUGGAGAGCAAGAUGAAGAAGAAGGUGGAGAAGGAGAACGCGCGCAUCAAGGCGGAGGUGGAGGAGCUCAAGAAGACCAUCAAGGACAUGAAGAUCCUCGAGGAGAAGCGAGAAAAGGAAAAAGAAGAAGCCGCUGCGCGGAGAGAGAAGGAGGGCCACAACAAGGCCCGCGGACACGAGAGGGAACUCGAAGAGCUCAAGGCGAAGCUGCGCGAGGAAUCCGAAGCGCGCGCUGCGUUGGCUGCGGAGCUCGACCAGGCCCGGUCGACGCUCGACCACACCAGCGCCCGCGCGGACGAGGCCGAGCGCCAGCGCGACGUCGCGCAGGCCGAGGUCGCGCAGCUGCGCGAGCGUCUCGCAGUGAUCGAGAGCGGCGACGCCGAGAAGGAUCGUACCAUCGCCGAGCUCCAGCGCGACGCCGAGAAGCUCCGCAUCCGCGCGCCCAAGAAGAAGAUGGACGGCGAGAAGAUGGAGCGCCUGCAGGACCGCAAGAGCGACUACGCUUCGAUGAAAUCGCUGCGCGAGGGCCACCUGUCGACAUCGUCGACGGCGCUGGUCGACCUCGGCGGCGGCCGCACCCGCUCGCGCGCGUCGUCGACCGACGAGGCGGCGGCUGCCGGCGGCGGCGACCAGGCCGAGGCCGAGCGCGAGCGCAAGCUGCGACUGGGGCGGUCGCCGUCGGCUCGCGACAUCAGGCCGCGCGAUCGGCAGCGGGCCAAGGAGAAGGAGCAGGACAAGCAGCGGCUCGAGCGCGAGCGAGAAAAGAAAAAGAAGGAAAAGUCAUCGACGACGGGUUCGCCGGCCUCGUCGCCCUCGGGCUCGCCGUUGGUGGCCCGCGGCGGCGGCAGCGGGCCGGAGAAGCCAGCCCAGACCUCUCCCAAGGUGGCCAAGCUCGUCCUGCCCGCCAGGACCGACAUCGACGCCCAUGUCGACGUCGACAGCGAAAGCGACGAUGACAUCGCCACUGUCGACAAGGAGAAGAAGAGCGUCGCGGCCGCCGAGACCUCGACACCAGCGGCUGCGGCUGCGGCUGCGACGACCGUGGCAUCAUUACCGACGCCCGCGACUGCAGCCAAGACGGUCGAUGUCGCGCGACCCACAGCGCCCGAGCGGGCAGAGAGCGACUACGUCGACUCGCGCAACCUGUCGGACAAGGACAGGGAGCGACGCGAGGUGGAGCGCGGCAUCAUCGACCGCCUCAAGAACAAGUACGAGGGCAAGCACUCGUUGGUGGGACUGGACAACGAGGCCAUCAUGACCCUCCUCCCCGAUGCGCGCGACGUGACCUCGCGCAACUUCAUCCGCUUCCUCCUGUCGGAGCUCGAGCCGGGCUUCGUGUCCGGCGUCCCCGUGCCCGCGUUCGUCAUCUACUCCUUCCUCUGCUUCUGGAACCUCCUUGCUCCUCAGACGAGCCCGCGAAAGGCAGAAGGGGAGGCGGACGACACGCUGGGCUUUAUCCUUGAAGGCAUCUACGACGGAGCCAAGGCCACCUUCCGCGAAAACGAGAUGAUCAUCUAUUGGCUGUCGGUGGCAAGCUCGCUGUGCCACCUGGUCGACCAGCGGUUGGUCCGCGGCGGCAGCGCUGACGCGAGCGACUCGAGCGCGACCGCCGGCGUCGCUGCUGCGCUGCCCGACGAGCUGUUCGUAAUGGACAGCCUGGAGGACGUUGUCGACGACGAGUCGAGCCUCAGCUUCACCAACAAGCAGCGGGCCGAGAUUCGCGCCGGGUCGUUCACGGCCCACCAGUUCAAGCAGCACCUGCGCGAGCUCGUGAAGCGGCUCUACACGAUCCUCCUCAAGCGCGUCCACGAGAGCCUCGAACAGACGCUCAACGAGACCGUGUUGGGCAAGGACUGGACCUCCCCUUCGCCUUUCCGCUCCGGCCCACAGCAAAGGGUUGCGGUCAAGAACACGUCGAGCGAUUCGAUCACGGCUCUGUUGUCCCAGUACCUGCUGGGCCUCGUCCAGAACUUCAUCUACCUCUCCCUCGUGCAGAAAUUCUUCAGCCAGGUCCUGUGGUUCAUCAACUCGAUCCUGUUCAACGAGGUGUUGCUCUGCACCCAGUUCUGCUCGACCACCAAGGCCAUGGACCUCAAGGUCCACAUGGGCAACAUCGACCGAUGGAUCCAAGAAGAGGGCGGCCUGUGGCUCGAGAACUCGCAAGGCCAGCUGGCGCACCUGGACCAGUUGAUAACGCUGCUGAUGAUUAACAAGAAGCACAUCGUCUCGUCCGACCAAAUGCGCAAGGAGGUCAUCCCCAAGCUCAACAUCCUGCAGAUCAAGCAGGUGCUCGCCAUGUACACCCCCACCGAUCUGGAGGAGCGUAUCUCGCUCCCGGACAUACAGAAGCUGGACAGGGCCGCCCGCGCCAGCAGUGGCGGCGGCGACGACGACGCGCUGCUGCUCGAGAGCACCAAGCUGCUCCCGCUCGCGGCCAAGGAGCUGCACUACCUCGAGCUCGACGACGCCAACAGCAUCCCGUUCCCGUUCGAGAUCAAGCAGAAGAUCCACGACAUCGUCGAGCAGGACAUCCUCAAGCGGAUGACCGUCGCCACCAAGGUCCAGCAGGUGCGCGAGAAGAAGGGCCGCUUCAGCAUGCUCCUCUACACCAGCCGCGGCAGUAAGAAGAGCGACGCCCUCUCGACCGGCGCCGGCGACGAGUCGACAACGUCAUCACCUUCGUCGUCAUCGUCACCUUCACCAUCACCGACGACGCCUCGCGCGGCCGCGUCGGCGCUGGGUGCGGGCUCGCCGAGCUCGCCCCGCGGCGGUAGCGGGCUGUCGUUCCUGCAGAGGCUCACCGAAGGGUCGGGCAUGCUGCCACAGCGCCGGAGCAGCAGCCCAGUCGCCCACACCCCGCGGGAGCUGCGCCUCGCACAGGCGCAGUCGCAGCAGCAGCCCAGCUCGCCCGCGACAUCGACUGCGGCGCCGGCGGCCGAGGACGACGGGCGGAAGGCGGUGGGUCUGGGCAUCAGGCGGCCUAUGCGGGGCCGAGUCGGCGGCGAGGAGGAUGGCGAGGAGGAGAGGGAGCGCAGGCGGCGAGAGCAGGAGGAGAUCGAGCGGCUCCAGCGCGAGAUCGAGCGAAAGGAGCGCGAAGACAAGGAAGCGAAAGCGAAAGCGGAGAGCGAAAAAGAGAAAGAGAAAGCGAAAGCGAAGGCGCACAAUGCCGACCUGGGCGGCGAAGAGAUUGUCAGGAGCGCUGUCGACACCACCCGCGUCGGCAGCGGCGGCGGCGGUGGCGGCGGUGAUGAUGAUGAUAGCACGAGCGACAGUGACAGCGAUGGCGACGAGAUCGUGUUCGACGAGGAGGACGACAGGAACGAGUCGGCGAGGCGGACCAAGGCGGCCCUCGACGCCGUCAUGCACAGGCAGGGCAGGACCGGCAGCUUUUGGUCCUCCUUCUUCAAGUGA